AAUUGGAAGCCCAAUAGAGUUGUUAGCUAGUUAAUUAAUGUUGAAUCCUGUUUAUAUAUAUAGUAGUAAACCCCUGCAACUGGAAUCGAUCAUCAAUUAAUUAAUUAAAGAUGCAGAAGCAUAUGUCUAGAAUCUUGAUUACGCAAGGAGUUAUGUUCCUUGCGAUUGCUUCAUUGGCUGCAGGAAGCCACGGCAUAAGCAGUAGAAGCAUUUUGGUUGGAGACUCUGAAGGUUGGCAUGCGGGCACUAACUAUACUCAAUGGUCCAUCAAAAAUAGUCCUUUCCGUAUAAACGACACAUUGGUGUUCAAGUAUCCCCCUCCCGGAAAUUCCACAGUGGCUCAGAGCGUUUACUUACUACCAAACAUGUGGAGCUACAUGACAUGUGAAUUUAGAGGAGCAAAGCUACUUGGAAGCCCUGUUCAAGGUGUUGGUGAGGGCUUAAAGAUUCAGCUCAAUCAAUGGAAGAAGCCUUACUACUUUGCAUCUGCUGAAGGAAAUGCCUAUGACUGUAUUGCUGGACUCAACAAGUUCAUUGCUGUUCCAUCUACUCGUUCCUUUUAGCCCAAUUUCCUUUCUCACUCUCAUGGCCCAAUUAAAUCAUGUGAUUUUGUUUUAUGGUUUUUCUUGUUUCACCUUCAAUAUUCUCAAAUACACAAACAUAACAUAUUUGAAUUAAUCGAUUCAUAAGGUGUUGGUUUGUGCCACCUAGAUAAAUAUGAUGUUGUAUUUUUCUCUGUUACUGUUUUAUUAAUAAAUAAACUAAGUUCAAUUUUGAUGGGCUUCACACUAAACGGCUGUGAACAUUUUCAUUUGUUUAGGCCCAUUCUGAAUAGUUGACAUGAAUAGAGAACUCUUAUUCUACAGUAUAUUUUAAUGAAAAGUUUACCAUGCCUCA
Messenger RNA from Cicer arietinum (chickpea), 897 nucleotides. RefSeq lists its product as uncharacterized. Gene Ontology annotation, molecular function: electron transfer activity. The record is from RefSeq and is a predicted model, not a curated record. Lineage: Eukaryota; Viridiplantae; Streptophyta; Magnoliopsida; Fabales; Fabaceae.